Molecule: messenger RNA, 2507 nt
Organism: Phaedon cochleariae (mustard beetle)
Lineage: Eukaryota; Metazoa; Arthropoda; Insecta; Coleoptera; Chrysomelidae
Source: the annotation of a GenBank genome assembly
GACAGUUAUCAGGCAUGUUUUAGGUUAGUGGUUACAAAAUUUUUGAUUUUGAUUUCAAAAUCUUUUUCUAUCCAAAUAGUCCAUUGAAAAAUGGUCGUUGGAGCUUUUCCUGCAGCCAAACUUGGUACACUUUUACUGAAACAAAUUAGCAAACCAAUUGCCAAUGCUGUAAAAAAUCAAGCUAAAAGUUCACCUGUGUUUCGGAAAUAUGUGUGUAUGCCUCCAGCACAGUUUUACAAUUGGUGUGAAGUCAAGGCAAAAAUGUGGAUACUCAAUUUAGGAAAACCUGUAAAUAUCCCAAUACUCAGUGAAGCAAUGGCUAUUGAAUUAGGUGCAAAUUUAUUAGGAGAGGGAAUCAUUUUCAUAAUAGCUGCAGGUAUUCUGAUUUCAGAAUACAACAGGUCAGCAAAUAAAGAGGCUGCCAAAGAGACUGCUAAACAAGAAGAAAUGAACCAAUUACAAAACACAAUAAGGGAGCUAUUCAUUCAGUCAGAAGAACAAGGAGCACAUCUCAGAGAACUCACUAGAAAAAUAAUAGAUUUAGAAAGCAGAUUAAGUAAUCCUUUAGUACAACCAAAGCCACAUUCAGCAAAUCUACCUAUAACUGAUAAAAAUAUCAUUCAGAGUACCAUAGAACACAGAGAAGUAAUCCAUAACAAUAGUCACUAUCCUACAUUUUCAUCAAAAUCAAAUGGUCUGAUUUUGAAAGCUGUGGAUGAUGUUCAUAAUCAAUUUUGGAGUUACCCACUUCUAGAGAGAGAAGAUAGUUUUUUAGUUUCGGUUUUAUACUAUUUACAAAAGCUAUUGAGGCUUGGACAAUAGGUAAUUAUUCUGAAAGCUCUAGUCAUUCAAUAAUGAAAAUGAAAUUAAUUUGAUCUACAGGCUGUCCCUGCAAAGUCUCUACAGAAACUUGUCACAUAUUCCUCAGACUAAAACAAUUAGGUACAAGCAGACUUACCUUAGUACAAAGUUGCUUAGUUUGAGCACUAGAUGGCUCUGAAAUUACAAUUUUCAAAUCAUUUUUGCUUCAUAACUUUGAAGGGCUCAUGGGAUUUCACUCAAAUUUGGUAUGUUGGCAUACCUUUAUCAGGCAUUAAAACCCAUAUCAUGAUUAUGAUUAAUAUCAUUCCAUGGGCUUUGAACUUGAUUUUUUCAGUUAAUAAAAAUAUUUAAUUUCUAUGCCAAUUGAAAAAAAAAAGUUAAUUUAAUAUCAAAUUUGGAUUGCCUAACUUGUUUUCCACAAAUGAGUACUCUUGAGAAAAUUCAAUUACUCUCAUGGUUUGGACAGAAUUUGAAUUUUGGUAAUUGAUUGUUUUUAUCAUCCCAAGAAACAUAUCUGUUUAUAAUAGGGAUACAUGAACACAUAUAAAAAAUGAUAAUAUAAUAUAUCAAAAGGUUAACCAAUGAAUUCCACUCACACAUUUAAAUUCUGAGUAAUCAAUCAUGUCAAUAUAUUGAUUUAGAAAUUUUCUAGGUUUGUAUAAAUUCACUGUUGGUUCUAGACAAUUUAGAUAAAAAAUGCACUUAAUUGAUUUGUUUUGUUCAUUAGUGGUUUGAGGUGUGAAAUAUUUGUGCGCCCCAAAUAGAAAUUAAAUAUUGUAAAUCUGAAUAUAUGAGGCAAAAGUAAAUUACACUAGGUAUUCUACAGGAAUGAUAUUUCAGAUUUUGAAUAAAAUGCCUAUGUUUGGAUUUAUUUUCUUUCUCAUAUGGUCUAGGUGUUUGGUCCUCAAUAAUUUUUCAUCAAUAUAGAGACCUAAAAAUUUUUUUACCUCAGUAUAUUUGAAUAAUCUUUUGUUGAAAGAUAUUGCAUUAUUCAAAAUAUUGCAUCAGUCAACACCAAAACAAUUAGCAGAUAUUUCAUAAAUUUUUUUCAAAACUAAUGAAAUUUUGAACAAUAAUGCUUUGGAUAACUUAAUUUAAUUUUUUUCAAAUCCAUGAGAAUAUGGAAUUAUAUCAAGAGUACUUUUUUUGUAGUAAACAAGUUAGGCAAUUCAAAUUUAAUAUUCAAACCACUUCCUUUCCAUUGGCGUAGAAGUUAUAGACAUUUAUUUACUGGAAAAAUAAAGUUCUACGCCUCUGGAAUGAUAUUCAUCUUGAUCAUGAUAUGGAUUUUAUUCCCCAAUUAAGCUGUGCUAACAUACCAAAUUUGAGUAAAUUUUCAUGGGCCAGUUUCAGAAUUAUGAAGAAGAAUCGAUUUGAAAAUUGUAACUUCCAAACUGUCUACUGCCCAAACUAAGCAACUUUGUACUGAGGUAAGUUUGCAUGUAUGGAAUUGUUUUGGUCUGAGGAAUAUGUGAUAAGUUUUUGUAAAUACCUUUCUAGGACACCCUCUAUUAUUUAUCAUAAGAUGAAAGUAGUGUACAAGAAUAUUGAGAUAUAGGUAAUAGAAACAGGAAUGUUUUAUGGAUGAAUCUUACUAAUCUUACCACUGAACAUGUACAUAUGAAAUAUUUUGUGUUAUUGAAUAAUUCUAAGGUCAUAAUAUAAUAAAAGUUUUUGUUUUGGUU